CACUGCAUAAUUAUGUGAGAACAUUGAGAAUUGAGAAACUAUAUGGCAAAUAAUGGCAAGAAAUAUUAGCUCCCCUCCUCCCCCCGGCCUUAUUCCAGCCACCCUGUUUGAGCUUUAAACGGACUCCGGUAUACUUAUAUGAUCAUAAUUGUAUUUGUUUUCAGUAAAGUUUCAAUUUCAGUUUGUCAGACUAAACUAUAUAACUAUCUGUAUAAUAGGCGUAUGAUAGUACAUGCAAUAACUCUGUUAGGUUUCAAUGACUCAGUGUUUGUGUUUCACACACAAUCAUAGUUUUGUCUACCACUUUUUUCGUGUUUGCUUCAGCAGUAGGUUGAAGGCACAAAAUAGAUAAUAUUAUCUUUUUGCUAGCAAGUGUUUAGUUUGAAGAUGACGACACUUGGAAUAUUUGUGAUAGUACUACAGGUAGUUUUAGUGUCCAGUCAAGAAUGCCCAACAUGGUUUAUACGCCAAGCAAACAAGUGUGAGUGUGGACAGCAGAUCAAUACUAUAUUGCAGUGCUCAAAUGUGACAAACAAGACAGAAAUAUUAGAGGGUUUCUGCUUAACUUACAACAAUGAUACAGAGCAUUUUGGAGCCUGCCCAUACAACACAAAUAGUCGACUAUCACAACUCAUGGAUGUACCCUCUGAUGUAUCAAAGCUAGAUGAGGAGAUGUGUGGUCCUCUCAAUCGCACAGGGCUGCUCUGUAGUCACUGCCAACCAGGACUGGGACCGGCCGUCUUCUCGUACUACAAAGAGUGUAAGAAAUGCAUACCACAGCCUUUAGGAUGGUUACUCUUCUUUGUCAGGCUUACAGUACCAUUGACUUUGAUCUGUGUUAUUGUUAUUGUGUUCCAGAUAAAUAUCGCCUCUCCAGUUCUGAAUAGCUUUGUUUUGAUGGCUCAGGUGCUAAACACAGCAUUGUGUAGAAACGACCCAUUUGCUAUAAGCGGAUAUACACCUUCUUAUUCCUUUUAUAAAUUUGUCACUGAUUUUAUGGGGCUAUUCAAUUUGGACUUCUUCAUGUUCCUAAUUCCUUCGUUUUGUAUCAGUGAGCACAUGAACACACUUACAGUAGUAGCAUUGGAGUACCUAGCAGCUCUAUAUCCAAUCGUUUUCACUUUGGUUGUGUACUUGUUCAUUUCACUCCACGACAGAGGAUGCAAGAUAAUUGUAAUUUGCUGGAGGCCAUUUCACAAGUGCUUAGCAAGGUUUCGAAGACGCUGGGAACUAAAAGCUCCUGUAGUGAAUGCAUUUGCAACUUUGUUUUUACUAUCCUACAGCAGGUUUUGCUCGAUUUCUUUAAACGUCUUGAAGCCAAUACCUUUAUAUGACAAGUACGGAAAUGUAACAUACACUCUCUUCUUCGCAGCUGAUUUCAAAAUGAACACAUAUAUUCCACUCGCUAUACUCUCAUCAAUCCUCACUAUUACCAUGGUACUCCUACCAGCAGUGUUUCUGCUAUUCUACCAGAAUCGUUUCUUUCAGAGAUGUCUCUUUUCCUGCAAAAUCAAAUGUGUUCUAAUUCACGAGCUAGCAAACAUCACACAGGGCUAUUUCAAGAACGGCACAACACCUGGUACUAGGGACUGUCGAUGGUUUGCUGGAGUCUACCUACUGCUGAGAAUAAUAUUCAUAGCCUCUAGUGCACAGACGUACCACCUUAUUGUGUGCCAAAUGAUGUUAAUUAUUACACCUGCUAUCAUCCUUGGCUUACGACCAUACAAGAAAGACCGUUACAACUAUUUCGAUGCUUUUCUUUUAAUAGUGUUGGCGAUAGGGACAUCUUGGUACACUUAUCGCGAAGCAUACAAGAGUACUGGAUGGCUUUUUGUGGUGAUUAUUGCUACAGGAAUACUAAUGCUGUACAUCGUAUUGUUCAUUUCAUGGACGGUAUCUGCUCUCCCUAGGCGUACUUUCAGCUGCUGCCGCGGAAGACGAGUUACACACCAAACAGGAUCGUCUACAGAUAACGAAGCCCUUCCACAUCGUAUCAGCGACCCAAGCGAAUACGCACCGUUGUUACCACCAACCACUUGAAUACAUUUUCAGCUGUUAGUAGAAUAUACGUAGCACAUGUAGAACAAUUACUAUUACUGUAUUAUGCUCACUGUAAUUAUUAUGACAAACACUCAGGGUUUGUUUUUAAACACAAAAAUAACAUACAUUGCAUGGAAAUUCUACCUUACAACAUUAUAUAUGUACAGUGUUGUAUGCAUGUAAUUUCAGAAUCUACAUAAGGGGAUCG
Halichondria panicea is the source of this 2248-nucleotide messenger RNA. RefSeq lists its product as uncharacterized. The record is from RefSeq and is a predicted model, not a curated record. The coding region runs from base 388 to 2040 and encodes 550 amino acids. Lineage: Eukaryota; Metazoa; Porifera; Demospongiae; Suberitida; Halichondriidae. The transcript has a single exon.